CGAAAACUCUGCAGGACAUGUGUCCAAAUAGCCGGUAUGCGGACUUUUGACGAGUCUUGACUGGAUAUGACUUCACUGGUCGUUGUCUUGGAUUUAGCAGAAUCUUGAAUGAGCAGGAAGAGGAAAAGGAAAAGCUGAAGCAUUUGAUUUACUUAACUUUUUAACCUACCUUAAAUGACCUGCAUGUGGAUGACUUUGCCACAGAUACAUGUCAGGACCAAUCAGUGCUAGUGCACACAGGCACACACAUGGCCUUGUAAGCUGUGACUGUGAACUGUACUAUCAAGGAAAUUCCUCAGUCCUCCAGGGUCAAGUCAGUGUUCCCUAUCAGGCGGUUUGUACAGCUGCAUAAGCUUCUGUUUCCACAACACACACACACGUACACACACAUACACACACAGCACACUCUGUAUGGAUGUGCUUUCUUAGUCACUGAAGAGGUCAUUGGACCCUCAAGUUAUUAUUUGCUCCAGAAAAAGCCCAAGAAAGCACGUUGAAGCUGGAAAAGAGGCUCAGGACCUUUGUGCAGCAUGACCUGAUGUGGACCUUUCUGAUUAUCUAAAGCUGCAGCAAAAACAAGGGACCAAGCUGGACUAAUCAGGGAGACCAUGGCUACUGAAAAAAAUCUGACACAGGUUGGGUCUGUAGUCUUGGCUCAGCGUUCUUCACCUCCAUCUACUCGCAGCAGGUCCGGCAGAGAAGCCAGACUCUCAAAUGACAGCCAUGAAGUACGCCCAUACUCUGACCAGUUGUGGCAGUCAAAACAGCAAAGUAGCCCUUCUCUCCUCUUGUAUAGAAAGUUGUCGUACAACAGGGGGGAAGGCACAAUUUUGGACGGGGAAUAUGAGGAUUACAGCUCAAAACUCCUGAGCACGGAAGAAACAUUUUACCAAGAGCGGCGGUCCGCUGGCAAAAUAAUUGAAGGAAUAACUAACACAGUUACUGCGAUACCUGGGAAAAGUUCAGAAGCAUCUCCGUGCCAGCUGGACAUCCCCGUUGAGGGUGUGGAUGCAGGCAGAAACAGAACUGGCAGCACCGACUGCUCCUGUGCCACUAGCCCUUACACAAAUUCAAACAUGAACUGUUGCCACAGCCCCAGAUCCAGUCCAAGCCCCAGAUCCAGCCCUGUUAACAGUCCUCACUUCAGCAUGAGCCCCUCUCAGCCAAACCACCGCCACAUCCGCCGCAGCAGCAUGCCUGUGUCCAUGCUGGCUUUCUACAAGACGUCCCCCUACUUCUCAUCCCAGUGCUGUCCCUCCAGUGAACCGAGCUCUUCGGUGUCAUCUCCCAAUAGCUCUCCUGUUUCCAACCACAGGCAACAUCACCAGAACGGUCACGUGCCCCGGCACCACCUCAAAGAUGGCUACUCAAGUUUAGAGAGGCUCAACAGAAGGCCCCGGGUUAACAAAUCCUCCUUGGAGAAGCUGUUCUUACGUCGGGCAUCUCUGGAAACCGUGACAGCAACCCUGAGACACGAUGAGAGGUUGUCCUCUGAAGUGACGAGGAUCUGUAGCGGGGGCAGCAGCAGCGAUGAGGAAGAUGGUUUCUUGGACAAUGCAGAGUUUGUUAGGAACCGUAAAGAGCGCUCCACUGUCCUGGUCAGACGGUUCUACAAGAAUAAUCAGAAGGUGACCAAGUCAGUGUGUACUGGAACCAGAGCGAUUGUCAGGACUCUGCCGUCAGGACACAUCUCAGAGGAGGCCUGGGAGAAGGUUGUUUGUCAUAGGACAUGGCGACCUAGUAGGAAUGAUAUGCGGCCGAUCUUAACUCGUGGUGCAAGAGAAGACUUCAGAGUGUGCAGAGGGGUGCUUCGCUUUGUCGGGGUUAACCUGCAGCAGGUUACCAGCUAUGUGCAGAACAAAGAGGAACUUGACCUGAUUCAUCCUGCCAAAAAGCUCCUGCUGUCUUGGCCUGGAUGUGUCUGCCUCAGGGAUUCUCACUGGCCAUUACACAGCGUCAGUGCCAGCCCACCCAGACUGGAUCUGAACCCCUCCAUCAACCCCCGGUGUUGUCAUCCUUCUUAUCCACCUAGGUUUUAUCGCACUUGCGGCCAACGAACAGUUUGUUCCCUGCUGACCGGAGCUCUGCUAGAGGCCACAGCCGCUCUCGGUGCCCGUUCAGCCAUACCCUUCCUGUUUCCCCAGAGCCCCAACGGCCACGCUGUGCUGAAAGAGCGUCAGCUGGCCAACAGCAUGACCAGCAGCAGCUCUCUUCCUCCCAGUGUCAGUGGGAUCAGUAAGGAGCUGGCAGAGCUGCGGCACCUUGUUCAAUUCCCUGAGGAGAUUGCCUGUAUCCUCACCGAGCAAGAGCAGCAGCUCUACCAACGGGUCUUUCCCUUGGACUACCUCUGUUUCCUCACUCGAGACUUGGGCAGUCCUGAGUGUCAAACCAAACGCCAUCCAAACCUUAAGGCCUCACUGUCAGCGCCCAACAUGCCUACCCAGAGUGCUCAGCGAAGUAACGCUGUGGAGGACCUGGUGGCACGGUUCAACGAGGUGAGUUCAUGGGUGACAUGGCUGGUCUUAACAGCAGGAUCCAUGGAGGAGAAGAGAGAAGUUUUCUCCUAUUUGGUCCACGUUGCUAAAUGCUGUUGGAACAUGGGAAACUACAACGGUGUCAUGGAGUUUCUGGCUGGACUAAGGUCUCGCAAGGUCCUAAAGAUGUGGCAGUUUAUGGACCAGUCAGACAUCGAGACCAUGAGAAGCCUAAAGGAUGCCAUGGCUCAGCAUGAGUCUUCUUCUGAGUACAAGAAGGUUGUCACCAGAGCUCUAAAUAUCCCAGGAUGCAAGGUGGUGCCAUUCUGUGGGGUUUUUCUGAAGGAGCUGAGUGAUGCGUUGGAUGGGACAGCAAGCAUCAUUAGCCUUAAACCACCUCUUGAUAACACAGAGGACUCAAUAGAGUUUGUUUCUGACUACAGCGGCCAGCACAACUUUAUGUCACGGUCUGGUCCAGAUGGUCUACAUGUUCCAGAGAAAGAAGCCACUGUCAGCAACAUCCUCCAGAUUAUCAGAUCUUGUAAUCGUAGUUUGGAGGCAGAGGAUCCUGAUGAUGCCUCCACCAGUCCCUCUUCUACUGGUCCAUCCCCAGGGUCCAGAAAUAACUCCUUCAGGGACCGCUGCCGCAAUCAGUUCACGGUUGGGGACCUGUCCGAUUCAGAAGGUGACCUGUCGUCUGAGCCAGUAGUGAAGGAGAUGGAGUUCCAGGGGACCGAGGAGACUCACAGAGCUUUCAGCCAUGGUACUGAGCUCAUUCCCUGGUACGUGUUGUCACUACAACCAGAUGUUCACCAGUUUCUGCUGCAGGGAGCCACAGUCAUCCACUAUGACCAGGAUAGCCACCUCACAGCUCGCUGUCUGCUGCGACUACAGCCUGACAACACAACACUCACCUGGGGUAAGCCUCAGAACGGAGGUUCUUCCCUCACAGAGCAACCGCUGGGAUUGGGACAGACUGUGGUGGCAGGACUAGCAGAAGGCCUGCUUGACCUCGGAGUGGUGAAGGCAGUGUUCCUGGGUCACCAGGGAGUGGAUGUCCAUGCUGUGUGUUUGCAGAACAAACUGAGCCAGUUGACGGUGGAGGAGAAUGGUCUCACCCUCCUCUAUGGUCUCAGUACCACAGACAACAGACUGCUGCACUUUGUGGCCCCCAACCACACAGCACAAAUGCUUCACAAGGGCCUGUCAGAGUUGGUGAAUGCAACCAGGAAAUUUAAGAAGUUUCCUGACCAAAGGCUGCAGUGGCUUAGGAGGCAGUAUGUCAGUCUGUAUCAGGAGGAUGGCAGGUACGAAGGCCCAACACUAGCCCAGGCCAUUGAGCUGUUUGGUGGGCGGAGGUGGAAUAUGGGUACAGGUGGAGUGGAGAAAUCAGCUGCCCAGAAAAACAGUCCUCUGAGUAUCAAUGAUAAGACCAAGAAGAAGAAGAAGAUUCUUGUCAGGGGAGAUAGUGGGGAUGCCACAGAUGAUGAGAUGGUUUCCAGGAAGACUCGUAGCUGUAAGGAGGGACUGUAUCGUAACGGACCAGAGUCGGACAGCAUAGACCAAGAAGAUCCAGAGGACAGCUUCCCUGGACCAUUCUCUCUCUCAUCUAAUAAGAGCCCAGGAUUGCUGGCCUCUUCCUCCUCCUCCUCCUCCUCUUCCUCCAGCAUGGUAGGGUCCAACCAGUCUCGGCCUCAAUCCUCUCCAAUCCUUUCAGGAACUUCUAAAUCACAGCCAGGGGCAUGGAGCAGCAGGUCGUGGCACGGUCGAGGUAAAUGUUGCUUCAAGGGCUUUCAGAAUCUCAUGAUUUCUGACAGCACGAUGAGCUUCAUUGAGUUCGUCGAGCUCUUCAAGUCAUUCAGUAUCCGGAGCAGAAAGGACCUGAAAGAGUUGUUUGACACCUUUGCCGUCCCCUGCAGUCGUUCAAGUCCAGAGUCAGCUCCUCUCUACACCAACCUCCGGAUAGAUGACAAGGACACGGGGCUACAACCAGACCUUGACUUACUUACCCGGAAUGGUUCCGAUCUUGGCCUGUUUAUCCGUACGAGGCAGCAGAUGUCCGACAACCAGAAGCAGAUCUCUGACGCCAUUGCAGCAGCCAGCAUUGUGACCAAUGGGACAGGAGUUGAGAACGCAUCACUAGGCGUCUUGGGACUGGCUAUCCCUCAGCUCAAUGACUUCCUAAUCAACUGUCAGAGAGAACACCUGAGUUAUGAUGAAAUUCUUAGCAUUAUACAGAAAUUUGAGCCCUCAUCAAGCAUGAGACAAAUGGGUUGGAUGUCAUUUGAAGGCUUUGCAAGGUACCUGAUGGACAAGGAGAACUUUGCGUCUCGUAAUGAGGAAUCCCAGAUGAACCCAGAGGAGCUUCAGUACCCCCUAUCCUACUACUACAUCGAGUCUUCUCAUAACACCUAUCUGACUGGACACCAGCUCAAAGGAGAGUCUUCUGUAGAGCUUUACAGUCAGGUGUUGCUGCAAGGAUGUAGGAGCGUUGAAUUGGACUGUUGGGAUGGAGAUGAUGGCAUGCCAGUUAUCUACCAUGGACACACACUCACCACCAAAAUACCCUUUAAGGAUGUGGUGGAAGCAAUCAACCGGUCUGCAUUUGUCAAUUCUGACAUGCCAGUCAUCCUGUCCAUAGAGAACCACUGCUCCCUUCCACAGCAACGCAAGAUGGCUGAGAUUUUCAAGACGGUGAUUGGGGAACGUCUUGUGACACGCUUCCUCUUUGAAAGCGACUUCAGUGACGACCCUCACUUGCCGUCGCCGCUGCAGCUGCAAGGGAGGAUCCUCCUCAAGAACAAGAAGCUCAAAGCUCACCAGGCACCAGUGGACAUCCUCAAACAGAAGGCUCACCAGCUGGCCCACCUGCAGGCCCAGGCUAGCAACGGGUCGCCGGGGGUAACUCUGCCUGGACACCAUGCCAAUGAGGAUGAGGAGGAGGAAGAAGACGAAUACGACUAUGACUAUGAGUCUUUAUCAGAUGCUGAUGUCCUCACAGCCUCUACUGCCUCAUAUGGCCUGGAAGAUAACAUCCUGGAGGACAAGCCAGAAGGGAAGAGCUCAGCGGACAAAGAAGAGCAACCUGUUGAGGAAAUUCCCAAGCGGAUGAAGAAGUCUGACAGCACUACUCAGAGCAAAGGAAAGGUGUUUGACAUGGAGCUGGGCGAGGAGUUUUACCUUCCUCAGAAUAAGAAGGAGAGUCGACAGAUCGCCCAGGAGCUGUCUGACCUUGUCAUCUACUGCCAGGCUGUGAAAUUCCCUGGCCUGUCCACACUGUCUCCGGCAGGCUCUGGCAGAGGCAAGGACCGGGGAAAGAGCAGGAAGUCCAUAUUUGGCACAGCUCCUGCUCGCUGCAGCACAACAGGGGAGGUCACGACCCAGAACCGCGCCCCUGGGAAAGGUGGCAGCGAACGACUGAGCUGGGAGGAGCAGCAGACAUCUCCUGUCCUCAAUCCCCCCACCUCACUCAGCGCCAUCAUCCGCACACCUAAGUGCUACCACAUCUCCUCUGUCAACGAGAACGCUGCCAAGCGCCUGUGCCGACGCUACUCUCAGAAGCUGAUCCAGCACACGGUGUGCCAGCUGCUCAGGACGUACCCAGCAGCCACCAGGAUAGACUCAACAAACCCAAAUCCUCUGCUUUUCUGGCUCCACGGAAUUCAGCUGGUGGCCCUCAACUAUCAGACUGAUGAUCUACCCAUGCAGUUGAACACAGCAUUGUUUGAGGCCAACGGCGGCUGUGGUUAUGUGCUGAAGCCAGUGGUGCUGUGGGACCGUAGCUGUCCGCUUUAUCGACAGUUCUGUCCGAUGGAGAGGGAUGUGGAGAAAAUGAGUCCCGCCGUCUAUUCCCUCACUAUUGUGUCUGGUCAGAACGUUUGUCCUGGCAACAGCGCUGGCAGCCCCUGCAUCGAGGUGGAUGUUCUGGGCAUGCCCAUCGACAGCUGCCACUUCCGUACCAAGCCCAUCCACCGCAAUACCCUCAACCCCAUGUGGAGCGAGCACUUUCAGUUCACUGUGCACUUUGAAGAGAUGUGCUUCCUGCGCGUCGCUGUGGUGGAGAACAACAGUUCCCAGACUACUGCUCAGAGAACUCUGCCCCUGAAGGCCCUGAAACCAGGUUACCGACAUGUCCAGUUGAGGACGCAGCAUAAUGAGUCACUUGAAGUCUCCAGUUUAUUUAUCUACAGCCGUAGAACAGAGGAAGCUCCAACAGGGGGCGUUACUCAAUCUUCCCUGUUGUUCAGUUCAGAAGAGAAACAUGCAUCCCAGCAGCACAGGGUGACAGUGCACGGAGCUCCUGGUCCUGAGCCCUUCACAGUGUUCUGCAUUACAGCACAAACCACCGCCAAACAGCUACUGGACAUUAUUGUACCAUCUGAAGGAAACCCAUCUGAGUACUUCCUAUGCGAGGAGAAGGUCCCUCUGUUGAAGGAGCGCAGCGAGGUGAAGCGCUGUGCUCAGCAUCGCCCCCUAGCACCAGAAGAGGAGGUGGUCAGACUGGUCAACAGCUGGAACACUGAGGAGGGCUAUGUGGGAAGGAUCUGCCUCAAAACAAGAGAGGAGAACUUAAAUGAGAAGAACACAGUGCUGGAGGGGGAGGAGGAGGUGACUGUGGGAGGAAGAGAAGGUGUAGGGGGAGGAGUAGAGGAUGAAAUGUUCUUCGUCCAGGUCCAUGAAGUUUCACCAGAACAGCCUCACACUGUGAUCAAGGCCCCGCGCUACAGCACCGCACAGGACAUCAUACAGCAGACUCUAUCAAAGGCCAAGUAUUCCUACAGCAUCUUAUCUAAUCCUAAUCCAUGUGACUACAUCCUGAUGGAGGAAGUGACCAAGGAAGCCGGCUCUAAGAAGUCCUCCACCGCUAAACCCCUUCAGCGGGUACUGUUGGAUCAUGAGUGUGUCUAUCAAGCGCAGAGCCGCUGGCGGGGCGCGGGAAGGUUUAUUCUUAAAUUCAAAGAGCAGGUGGUGCGGGAGGACAAAAAGAAAGUAAUUUCAUUUGCCAGCGAGUUCAAGAAGCUGACCAGCCGCAGCCGCAGCAUGACAGCUGGUGGCGGUAGCGUGGACGGUCCUGCCCAGAGUAAGGAUGAUAGAGCUGCAUGCUGUGUGGCUCUGACAGAGCUCCAGGAGUGAGGCUCACACUCUGCCUGCUGUCUGUGCAUGGAAAGGCAACAGAGGGUAUCUGUCUGCGGCUGCAGGUCUGAAGGUGUGGGUGGCAGAGGGCAGGGUGGAGGCAGGAAGGCUCUUACAGGCCUCCUCAUCCCACUCCUCCUCCUCCUCCUCCUCCUGCUCUAGGGGGCACCUCCGACCUGACCACCUCCCCACCUCUUCUCUCACCCCGCCAGCCUGGACCCUUCACCUCCUCAGGAACUGGAAGAUCCACAAAUGAAAUGUGGAGAGAGGGCAUAUGUGUCGACUACAUCUAAACUCGGGUCCCCCUAUCGAAGAGAGGCGAGGUGUUUCAGCGAGGGUCCUGCACAUCGUGGAAUUCUGGGAUAUGCUCUUCUCCAAGUCUCAAAGGAGUUGAUCCUGUCUUGUGUUAGUUGAGAACGUGGUGGACAGGCCCGAACCUCAUUCAUGGGUUAGGUGACAAGUGUUCAGCCCUUUGCUUGGUUGAAUGAUGGACAGGAGGUUCACCCAGUCAGAUUUUCUGACAGAAAAUCCCACCUGGCCUCACUUUUAGAGCAGUGAUGGUCAUGUGGGCAGGUAACUGUGGCUCCUCUUGGUUUAUUGUUUGUAGUACGGCUCUGUGGAGAGUCCAUAUUACUAGGGGCAGCUGAUUUAGUUGAAGCCAUUAGAGUUGUGAUCAGGGACUCAAAAGCAGAGUAAGUUUAAUUGUCCCAUAACCAAGAAAACACAAUAACGAGUCAAAUUGUCUGUUUUUUAUCUCCCAAAAAUGCAUCAAAAUAUAAGUGGGAGGGCUGCGCUAUGGCUGAUGGAUUGGUUAAGUUUAGUGAAACUAUUUUGAGUUGAAUAUGCCUUUUUUUAAAUCAAGGAUAAUGCAAAAAAGGUUGCACAAAAGAUUAGAUGGCCUGCAUCCUUGCAUAAGCUACAGAUUGACAUUACCAGCGUGUAGCAUGUAUUUGAUUCAAAGCAAACAACUCCCCUUUUCUGGUGUCACACAGAGAAAGCACACAGCAGAUGGCGGGAGAUCUACUAACAAAAAUUGAAAUGAGAGAUUUGUAGAAGAGUACGAAGAUUGAGGUGGCGAAACAGUAUUCUUCUCUUUCUCAGGUAUGGGCUCUUUUGGCUGAGGGCAUUGUGAAGGAGGCUGACAAGCUGGCUUGUUUGGUUUUUACUGUUCCAGUUUCACAGUACUGUAAGGGCACAUUUUGGGCAGUGCAGCUGGGCAUCACUCACCAGGAAGAAGCGACUAAGUGAGGCAUAUUCUGUAACGGAAGCAUCAGCGCUUUAGGCUAGUUCUUGGAAACUAUUGUCUCUGCCCUAAAGGUGACAAUACAUAAACAGCAUUUUAAGUUGUGUAGGGGCAACUGUGGAGAAACGUCUUAACACAGAUGUUGGUAAAGUUGCCCUUCUAAUGUUGCAACACUGCCUUUAAAUUUAGGUAAUUUUGUAGCUGUAUCUCUGAGGAUGUUUUGUGGCUUAUUUUAAUGAAGGAUUUUAGUUCUGUCAUCAUUGUCCAUAAAUAAUUUAUGAGGUGUACUGGCAUCUUACGUCGUCAGACAAAAUAAAUGAAUGAAAUGAAAUUAAAAAAUAAUCUAAAUAUUACAUGUUGCUAGACUCAAUAAAUGCGCCUUAAAUUAUUAAAUGGUAACAAUGCCAACAAGCCAUUUUACCUAAACUGACAAACUUUUCCCCUCAAUGUUACAAGGACCAGAUAAAGGUAAAUUACUGUUGUUAAUGUUAUUUGAUCACGUUAUUUGCUAUUUCCCUUUAGUUUUUAAUGGAUUUAUGAUGAUUGUAGCACUAAGAUCCUUCAGAGAAACAAGGCCUGAUCUUCUUCAAACAGCAUUUUGCACAUUUCCCCCCUUUUACUGUUAUCUUCAGUGUUUUUGUACUAAUAUCUGUUUAAUGACAGAAACUUGAUUGCAACAAGAUGGUCAAAAAUGUUUUUUU
Messenger RNA from Scomber scombrus (Atlantic mackerel), 9551 nucleotides. It is a transcript of the gene plce1, whose product is annotated as phospholipase C, epsilon 1. The record is from RefSeq and is a predicted model, not a curated record. Gene Ontology annotation, biological process: lipid metabolic process; small GTPase-mediated signal transduction; phosphatidylinositol-mediated signaling. Bases 609 to 7607 code for a protein of 2332 amino acids. The transcript is spliced from 46 exons. NCBI's taxonomy places the organism in Eukaryota, Metazoa, Chordata, Actinopteri, Scombriformes, Scombridae. Gene Ontology annotation, molecular function: phosphatidylinositol-4,5-bisphosphate phospholipase C activity; guanyl-nucleotide exchange factor activity.